AUGGCAUCAAUUCCGCACCCCUUGUCCGCACUAUCUCUCGAAGAGACCAACCAAGCCCGAGACAUUAUCCUCGCAGCCCACGAUGGAUCCGUCCUUGACUUUAGACAAAUUUAUGUUUGGGAACCACCAAAGGCCGAGGUCUUGGAAUUCCUGGACCUCGAGCACUCUGGAAAACUCACGGCUUCAUCACCGAGACCAGCGAGAUGCGCACAGGUCUUUUACGACGUCAUUGGCGGUGCCAGCAAAGCACAGUACACCGAGUCCAUCGUGGACCUCGGCCAGGGUAAGAUCGUAGACCAGAAGGUCAUUGGUUCCGAGCACCAGGCAAGCUUGGCAGUAUUCGAGUUUGAGACCCUUGCUCAGGUUGUCGAGAGCUCCGCCCUCUUCAAGGAGAAGAUGGCGGAGCUCAAGCUGCCAGAGGGCUUCGAGGUGGUCAUCGAACCCUGGCCCUACGGCGGCCCCGAUCCAGCGGACGGGGACAAGCGCUUCUUCCAGGCCCUCAUCUUCGCGCGGGACACGAGGAGCGGCAACCCGGACUCCAACUUCUACGCCUACCCCCUGCCCCUGAUCCCCAUCAUGGACGCGCACACCAAGGAGGUUGUGCGCAUCGAAGAGCUCGCCACUGGCGGCAAGGGCGAAGCUUACAAGGGUAAGACGCACGCGGCUACUGUCGUCGACCACUGCAAGGCAAGCGAGUACGUGCCAGAGCUGUUGCCGAACGGUACGCGCAAGGAUCUCAAGCCCUUGACCGUGGCCCAGCCCGAAGGACCCAGUUUCUCCGUCACGGACGGCAACCUCAUCCAGUGGCAGAAGUGGCGCAUGCGUGUCACCUUCAACCCUCGCGAGGGCGCUGUUGUGCAUGACAUUCGAUACGAUGGCCGUCCGGUACUGUACCGUUUGAGCAUGAGUGACAUGACUGUGCCAUAUGCAGACCCUCGCCCGCCAUUCCACCGUAAGCAGGCAUUCGACUUUGGUGACGGUGCUCUCGGCAACUGUGUCAACAACCUGACUCUCGGCUGCGACUGCCUCGGUGUCAUCAAGUAUUUCGACGGAAUUCUCACGGAUGCCAAGGGUGUUGCCACUGAGAGCAAGAACGUCAUCUGCCUCCACGAGCAGGACAACGGCAUCAACUGGAAGCACACCAACUGGCGUACCGGCCGCGCCGUCGUCACUCGUCGCCGCGAGCUCGUUAUCCAGUUCAUCAUCACGCUCGCCAACUACGAGUACAUCUUCAACUACAAGUUCGACCAGGCGGCCGGCAUCGUCGUCGAGGCCCGCGCCACCGGCAUCGUGUCGGUCGUCAACAUCGACCCCGGCAAGACGGCGCCCUGGGGCAACGUGGUCAGCCCCGGCGCCCUGGCGCAGAACCACCAGCACGUCUUCUGCGUGCGCAUCGACCCCGCCAUCGACGGCAACGAGAACACGGUCGUGCAGGAGGAGAGCCUGCCCCUGAGGAUGGACCGGCGGACGAACCCCAACGGCAACCUGUACGAGGUCAGGCAGACGCCCAUCACCACGUCGGGCGGCUUCGACGCGGCGCCGAUGAGCAACCGCGUCUUCAAGAUCCAGAACCUGAAGAAGACGAACCCAGUCAGCGGGAAGCCCGUCGGGUACAAGAUCACCCCGCCCCCGACGCAGCUGCUGCUCGCAGACCCCAACGGCAUCCAGUCCAAGCGCGCGCUGUUCGCGCGCCACCACCUCUGGGUGACCAAGUACAAGGACCACGAGCUCUACGCCGGCGGCCGGUACACUCUGCAGAGCAGGCUCGAGGUCGGGGGCGUCCGGGACGCCGCUGACAGGAACGACGACGUCCUGGACCAGGACGUCGUGGUCUGGAGCGUCUUUGGGCUGACGCAUAACCCCCGUGUUGAGGACUGGCCCGUAAUGCCCGUCGAGAUGUUGCAGCUGCACAUUUCGCCUUCUGAUUUCUUCACCGGCAACCCGGCCCUCGAUGUUCCCUCGAACAAGGACAUUGGUUCUCAGCUGACAUCGGGCAACCAGAGCUGCUGUGCUGAGCAAGAGCUCCCCACUCGGAGCAACUUAUAG
Colletotrichum graminicola M1.001 is the source of this 2046-nucleotide messenger RNA. Its product is annotated as copper amine oxidase. The record is from RefSeq and is a predicted model, not a curated record. Lineage: Eukaryota; Fungi; Ascomycota; Sordariomycetes; Glomerellales; Glomerellaceae. Gene Ontology annotation, molecular function: copper ion binding; primary methylamine oxidase activity; quinone binding. The transcript has 5 exons. The coding region runs from base 1 to 2046 and encodes 681 amino acids. Gene Ontology annotation, biological process: amine metabolic process.